Molecule: messenger RNA, 659 nt
Organism: Suillus subaureus
Lineage: Eukaryota; Fungi; Basidiomycota; Agaricomycetes; Boletales; Suillaceae
Exons: 3
Coding region: 84-455 (123 amino acids)
Biological process (GO): DNA-templated transcription
Cellular component (GO): RNA polymerase II, core complex; RNA polymerase I complex; RNA polymerase III complex
Molecular function (GO): DNA-directed RNA polymerase activity
Source: RefSeq, a predicted model, not a curated record
GACUUGCGCGCGAACGCGUCACGACUCCCUGGAUUCGAUACUGGUCCAAGACUCCACGCGCAAAUCGAUCUCUUCUAUCACCCAUGGCCUCAACCUCAUCCAGCAUUGUUUUUGACGACAUGUUUACGACUGAUGCCAUCGACAAGGAUGGCAAAAAAUUUGAUCGAGUAUCUCGGUUAUACGCUCAUUCAAAAAACUAUGACAUGGACUUGACGCUUGACUAUAACAUCGAGCUCUUCCCUUUAGUGAAUGGUGGCAGUUUUGCGAUGGCCCUUGCUUCGUCGCUAUCACGAGAUGGUGGUGCACCCACAGCAGAUGGCGAAGAUGGCGAAGACAAAGAUAGAGACGCAUGGAGACCAGAUGGUAAAGGAAGGAGAGGUUUGGAAGAAGAUUAUGACUAUGUUAUGUAUGGGAAGGUGUAUAAGUUUGAUACCGGAUCUUCCGACAUUGUAUAAGUUACUUGCAUGUUUUCUGUUGACUGCCUCUUGCUCAUAUUAUUCACUCCGUAGCACGGCCUACGCGUCAUUCGGUGGACUUUUGCUAUCAAUCACAGGCUCAUAUCGUCAUUUGACCAAUGUCGUUCUUGGCGAUCCUGUAUACGUACUGCUCAGAAAAUGAUUGUUGCGGAUGUUUUCAAAGCACUUUUCUUCUGAAGCUUU